UUAGACAAUAUCUGGCUACCUAAAACAUUUUGAAUGACAGAUUACAUUCGUCACAGUGCCUUCUUUCCGGACCGGAAGUGGGGCGGGUACAGAGUCGGAUAUGUAGCUGUCUGAGCUAAGACAGUUUACUGUUAUGAAGUUUGUCAUGCAAAUUUGGAUGAGGUAGCAUAAAUAUACACUGAUUUUAAAGGUGUACUACUUAAGAUAUGUAAAUACCGCUUUACGACUUAAAACCAUGCAUUCGAUUGCAGCGCAGCGGUCUGUAACGUAAGAAAGAGGGGGUUAACUUCGCUCAAAUCAAGAUGCUGUGGAAGAAGAGAUGCGACUCAAUCAAUAACAUGCCAACGCGAUAGUGUGUGCCCCUGAAACGUCAACCGUUUAGUUGCUAUGGAGCCCCAAGGUGAGUGCGACCGCUUGUUUGAGGACUCGGACUUCCCCGCAGAAGACUCCUCAGUGUUCUCCUCAGAUUUCACACCCAUCUCCAAACUGCAAGGGCACAUCAACUGGCUCCGCCCCCAGGACAUUUGUCAGUCUCCUCGGCUCUUUCCCCUGGACCCAACCAAGGCUCAUGCCAAGCAAGGCAUUCUGGGAGACUGCUGGUUGUUGUGUGCCUGCACUAUGCUGCUGAAGAACAAGCACUUGAUGGACCAGGUGCUGCCACCGGGCCAGCCGUGGUGGGGGGAGGAGGGCUACACAGGCCGCUUCCUGCUGCGCUUCUGGCAGAGGGGUGGAUGGGUGGAGGUCCGGGUGGAUGACCGCCUGCCCUGCAUCGACAACAAGCUUUGCUUCUCCCAGUGCCUGUGUCCCAUGGCAUUCUGGGUAGCGCUACUGGAGAAGGCAUAUGCUAAGCUACAUGGCUCCUACGAGGCCCUCUGGGCGGGCCAAGUGGAUGAGGCGCUGGUGGACUUGAGCGGAGGCGUGGCAGAACGCUGGAGUCUCCGACUCUCCGAAGAGGCUGGGGAGGAGGAGGUGGAGGAGGAGCAGGGGGAGGAGGAGGAGGAAAAAGAGAAGAAAGGUGGCACACCUCCUCCUGCCAGGAGGAGCAAGGAGCUGAAGCUGCCUCAGGCGGUGAGGGAGGGCUGUGCCAUCAGCUGCUCCUUACACAACAGCACGGGAGGUGUCAGUGAGCUGUGGCAGUACCAUGCCAUGAGUGUGGUGGAAUGGACAGACGUACAGACUGUUGCUGGGGAAACGGAAUGUUUACUUAGAAUCAGGAACCCAUGGGGGAGACGGUGCUGGAGUGGAGCUUGGGCAGAGAAUGGUACUGGCUGGAAUAACAUUGAACCAGCCUGCACCCUGAACCUCCUCAGCCGGACCCAACAAGGAGAAUUCUGGGUCAACCUGAAAGAGUUCCUGGAGGAAUUUGAUGAGGUCACUGUGGGCUACCCAAUCAGUGAUGAAGGCCAUCUACAAAGCAUUUACACUGGAGCUCUUCUGACACACAGGCAGGAGAGGAGUGGCUGCUGGGUGAGAGGCCAGUCAGCGGGCGGCUGUCGCAACAGCAGCAGCUACAGCUCCAACCCAAAGUUCUGGCUGAGGCUCAGUGAGCCCACUGAGGUUCUGGUGUGUCUGCUGCAGCACGCCCCGGAGGAGCGGACCGCGCCCGGCUGCAAGGGGACAGGACGCGAGGACGCCACACCGCCAGGAGUCGGAGGUCAAGAGCGCAGACACCCGCACGCCAUUGGCCUUCACAUGUGGAAGAUAGAGAAGAAGCACUUUAACCUUUCACGGACGCUAAAUACACCCCCAUGCGCCUGCACUUUGUCCCAUGCAUACAAACGGGAGGUGGUGCUGCAGGCCCAGCUCAACUCUGGUUUCCACCUGCUCAUUCCCAGCACCUUCCAGCAGGGGGCGCAGGCACGCUUCCUGCUCAGGGUCUACUCAUCCAGCCCCAUCACACUCAGUGCUGUGAAGGCGAGGGAACCUGUUCAGGCGUCCGGUUUGGAGGGGGAGUGGGAGAGUAGCAGCUGCCAUGGCUCCUGGGUGCCUGGCUCAUCGGCAGGGGGCAGCCGGAACUUUCCGUCUCACAGGCUGAACCCCCGAUUCCCUCUCACUGUGACCUACGACCCCGGGGGACCCAACAUCAGGGUCAAACUGUGUCAGAACUGCCCUGAAUCAGCCUGUCAGGCCAUUGGCUUUCACAUUUAUAAGGUCUUUGACUGUGGCGAGGCAGACAUGUCUUUAGACCAGGAGCCGGUGGUGAGCUGCGUGCCGCACUGUUACACCCAGGAGGUGAGCCUGGCUUGCAGCCUGAGAGCUGGAGCCUACACCAUCAUCCCCUCCACCUACCAGCCAGACCUCAGGGGCCACUUCACCCUUACUGUCGCUCGCAGAAUACACAGAAAAGUGGUCCAGAGCCAGGAGAACCUCGGGAGAGCCAUCCAGGAGAUCUCUUACAUCUCUGUGAUGCGAUGCUAGUUGCUGAUCCUCGCCACUACCGAUGUUUCUGACGUGGGUUCUCUCUCUCUCUGGACGCAGAUGAAAGCGGCCCACUGCUUCCCCUUCCUCCUCCUCCUCCUCCUCCUCCUCCUCCUUCCCCUCCCCUUCCACCGGACUCCCCCAGACCCCCGCACCCCCAUACGCUCCAGCAGGCCUCCAGUAGCCGAUUAGCACAUCACAGCGCAUCCGCUGCCCGCUCACUAAUGGGAGACGACGCGACUCUGCGGUGUAAACAAACAGGCGCUCGUCCGCCACUCAUGAACAAAGAUGCCUCUCAUGGAGGAGAGCGCAGAGAGUUUUAGAGGGGGUUGGGAGACAUGGGGGCAGGGGAGGUUAGGGUAGGGGGGAACUCACCAGCCGGCCAUACCCAUUCACCACAACACCCACCAUUGCUCUGUGAUCUCGUUCCUGUUCUUCACCUCUUACCCCUGCCUACCCCGCCUUUAUGCCCCCCUAUCCCCCUUAGGUCCUUCCACUCUGCUCCCUGCACCUUAACCUGUGCCAGGUCAAGCCUGCCCACCAACCCAGCACCAGCCAUCAACCUGUGGCAGCAGUAGUGGGAGUCAUAGUGUGCAGCAGCCCGCCACUUGAAGUACUGAAGCGGGGGCAGGUGGGUAGAUGAGAGUCGGGGUAAGCUCAGAUGGUGGUGGUGAGGAGAUAGGGGGAAGGGAUAAGGGGUGGGGGAGAGGGGGGAGUUGCAGGGUCCCCUUUGGAAGUAGCCGCCCUGGUUUUUGGCUCGGCACGCAGCGGCCGCAGAAGAGGCAUGCAUGGCUGCCUCAUGUCCUGGGAGUGACAGGCCGUGGCCCACGGAGGGAUGAACGCAGGGUGGCCUGACCAGCACGUUGUGUGUGUGUGUGUCACUGUGUGUGUCUGUGUGUCUGUGUGUCUGUGUGUGUGUGUGUGUGUGAGUGUGUGUGUGUGUGUGUGUGAGAGAGAGAAAAUCAGUUUAUUGCGUGGUAAAUCCUGUUUGCUUGUUUGUUCGAAAGCUGUUGUACAGUUCAGUGACAUGUAAACAAGUAAAUGAUGCCCUAAA
Molecule: messenger RNA, 3472 nt
Organism: Clupea harengus (Atlantic herring)
Lineage: Eukaryota; Metazoa; Chordata; Actinopteri; Clupeiformes; Clupeidae
Gene: capn10
Product: calpain 10
Biological process (GO): proteolysis
Cellular component (GO): cytoplasm
Molecular function (GO): calcium-dependent cysteine-type endopeptidase activity
Source: RefSeq, a predicted model, not a curated record